Scutellospora calospora is the source of this 581-nucleotide messenger RNA. NCBI's taxonomy places the organism in Eukaryota, Fungi, Glomeromycota, Glomeromycetes, Diversisporales, Gigasporaceae. The record is from the annotation of a GenBank genome assembly.
GUAUAAUUUCAUCAGAAUUAACAAGUCGUUUUUCAAUUAAUUUUGAAACUACUAAUGAUAUAACUGUAGAGUUAGUAACUAGUAAAACAUCUAGAACAACAGAAUUACUUGUAAAAAUAGAGCCAGAUAAUAAUCAGAACUUUCAACUCUCAGAAAGCCAAUUAGAUUAUAAAAAUAGUUUUUUGGAGGACCAACUUGAUAGACUGCAAAUAUCUAUUAUUGCUCUUAUAAAGGAUAUUAAUCUAAAUGAUAUAGUUGAGCAAAGUUUUAUAUUAGCUACAGAUAUUAUCAUUCUAGACCUUCAUAUUAUUAAACAAAUUAGAGAUGCUAAUAUACAUAAUACAAAAGGUCAACAAAUAGCUAACAAAAAGGUUAGAUAUACUAAUAGAUUCAGAAAAAUGAAAAAGGCUCUCAAUACUGCUUUGGAUCUCAGUUGUAAAAAGAAAUUAAUUGAUAUUAUUACUCAUUUUGUUGAACAAAAAAAGUUUGAAUUUGAAAAUAUUAACAUUGAAAGUACCCAUUCUAGUCAAUCUGAAGAAGUAGUUAUUAUAGAUUUUCUAGUUAUAAAGCAUCAGAAAUGA